GCGGGGAGAAGGCGGGGGCGGGCCGGAGGUCGGGGUCCGGCGUGGAUUCGGGGGUCCCCGUUUCCCCCUCCCCAUUCUCGCCUCCCCGGGCUCUGGUGACGUUGCGGUUUCCUCCUCCCUCCACCGAGCCUCAGCGCCGGCCGCGUCCCGCCCUCCUCCCGCUUCGCCCACACCCCACACCCCACACCCGCCCGCCCGCCCGCCCAGCUCGCAGUAGCGCCGCCCGAGGCUGCAGCGGCGCAUCCCGUGGCGCGGCGCCCACCGGCACCCUAGGCGCGGCGGGCGCGCGGAGGGCUCGGCUCUGGGGGCGCCGCGGGCCCGGGCGCCCUGGGGUGAGGGGGCCGGGAGGGGGCUCCGGAGCCUGGGCCGAAGCUGGGGAGACGACGCCCGAGAGGACGAAGCCGCGGCGAGGAGCGCUCUUCUCUCUGCAGAGUGGUACGCAGAAUGCUGAGGGUCGAAGGGGAAAUCCAAAGCCUGGAAAUGUGGGGGCUUUUCAAGGAUCUUUCGAAGAUGGUUUGGCUGCCUGGGAGAUUUGGAGAUCUGAUGCCACGAUGAGGACUCACACACGGGGGGCUCCCAGUGUGUUUUUCAUAUAUUUGUUUUGCUUUGUGUCGGCUUACAUCACCGACGAGAACCCAGAAGUCAUGAUUCCCUUCACCAAUGCCAACUACGACAGCCACCCCAUGCUGUACUUCUCCAGGGCGGAGGUGGCAGAGCUCCAGCUUCGGGCAGCCAGCUCCCAUGAACACAUCGCUGCCCGGCUCACUGAGGCUGUGCACACCAUGCUGUCCAGCCCCUUGGAAUAUCUUCCUCCCUGGGACCCCAAGGACUAUAGCGCUCGCUGGAAUGAAAUUUAUGGCAACAACCUGGGCGCCUUGGCAAUGUUUUGCGUGCUGUAUCCUGAGAACAUCGAAGCCCGAGACAUGGCCAAAGACUACAUGGAGAGGAUGGCAGCUCAGCCUAAUUCCCUGUGCCAUGAGAGUCAUGUUGUCCUCUUCCUAAUUUGGUGGGGAAAUUCUCCAUUGGUUUCCAGAGACAGUGUCCAUGAAAGGCUGGUCAAAGAUGCUCCUUGGGAUGAAGUCCCACUUGCUCACUCCCUGGUUGGUUUUGCCACUGCUUACGACUUCUUGUACAACUACUUGAGCAAGUCACAGCAGGAGAAGUUUCUUGAAGUGAUUGCCAACGUCUCGGGAUAUAUGUAUGAAACGUCCUAUAGGAGAGGAUGGGGAUUUCAGUACCUGCACAAUCAUCAGCCCACCAACUGCAUGGCCUUGCUCACGGGAAGCCUGGUCCUGAUGAAUCAAGGGUAUCUUCAAGAAGCCUACUUAUGGACCAAACAAGUUCUGACCAUCAUGGAGAAGUCUCUGGUCUUGCUCCGAGAGGUGACAGAUGGUUCCCUCUAUGAAGGCGUUGCCUACGGCAGCUACACCACUAGAUCACUCUUCCAGUAUAUGUUUCUUGUUCAGAGGCACUUUGACAUCAACCACUUUGGCCACCCGUGGCUUAAACAACACUUUGCAUUUAUGUACAGAACCAUCCUUCCAGGGUUUCAAAGAACUGUGGCUAUUGCAGACUCCAAUUACAACUGGUUUUAUGGUCCAGAAAGUCAAUUAGUGUUCCUGGAUAAAUUUGUCAUGCGGAACGGUAGUGGCAACUGGCUUGCUGACCAGAUCAGGAGGAACCGUGUGACCGAAGGUCCAGGGACACCAUCCAAAGGGCAGCGCUGGUGUACUCUUCACACGGAAUUUCUCUGGUAUGACGCCAGCUUGAAAUCUGUGCCUCCCCCGGAUUUUGGCACCCCCACGUUGCAUUAUUUUGAAGACUGGGGUGUUGUGACCUACGGGAGUGCACUCCCUGCAGAAAUCAAUAGGUCUUUUCUUUCCUUCAAGUCGGGAAAACUCGGGGGCCGUGCCAUAUAUGACAUCGUCCACAGAAACAAGUACAAAGACUGGAUCAAAGGAUGGCGAAACUUUAACGCAGGGCACGAGCAUCCCGAUCAAAACUCAUUCACGUUUGCCCCCAACGGCGUGCCUUUCAUCACGGAGGCUCUCUAUGGGCCAAAGUACACCUUCUUCAACAACGUGUUGAUGUUUUCGCCCGCUGCGGCCAAGAGCUGCUUCUCUCCCUGGGAGGGGCAGGUCACGGAAGACUGCUCCUCGAAAUGGUCCAAAUACAAGCACGACCCGGCAGCCAGCUGCCAGGGGAGGGUGGUGGCCGCGGUGGAGAAGAGCGGGGUGGUUUUCAUCCGAGGGGAGGGAGUGGGCGCCUACAGCCCCCAGCUGGAUCUCAAGAGCGUCCAGAGGAACCUGAUCCUCCUGCACCCGCAGCUGCUGCUCCUGGUGGACCAGAUCCAGCUGGGGGAGCGGAGCCCGCUGGAGACGGCAGCGAGCUUCUUCCACAACGUGGACGUUCCUUUCGAGGAGACGGCGGUGGACGGGGUCCACGGGGCUUUCAUCCGGCAGCGGGACGGGCUCUACAAGAUGUACUGGAUGGACGACACCGGCUCCAGCGAGAAGGCGACCUUCGCUUCGGUGACGUACCCUCGCGGCUACCCCUACAACGGGACCAACUACGUGAACGUCACGGUGCGCCUGCGGAGCCCCGUCACGCGGACGGCUUACCUGUUCAUCGGGCCGUCGCUGGACGUGCAGAGCUUCAGCCUCCACGGGGACGCGCAGCAGCUGGACGUGUUCGUCGCCACCCGCCGGCACGCCUACGCCGCCUACCUCUGGACCGGGGAGAGCACCGGCCAGUCGGCCUUCGCGCAGGUCAUCGCCGACCGGCGGGAGAUCCUGUUCGACCGGAGCUGCGCGGUGCGGAGCGCGCCGCUGCCCGAGCUGCGGGACCACGCCGCGCUGGUGGAGCAGAGCCUGCAGCGCUUCAAGCCGGUCUUCCAGCUGCUGGAGAAGCAGAUCCUGUCCCGCGUGCGCAACACCGCCGGCUUCCGGAAGACCGCCGAGCGCCUGCUGAGGUUCUCCGACAAGAGGCAGACGGAGGAGGCCAUCGACCGGAUUUUUGCCAUCUCGCAGCAGCAGCAGCAGCAGCAGCAGCAGAGCAAGUCCAAGAAGAACCGGAAGGGGGGCAAACGCUAUAAAUUCGUGGACGCCGUCCCCGAUAUUUUUGCACAGAUCGAAGUCAACGAGAAGAAGAUCCGCCAGAAAGCUCAGAUUUUGGCACAGAAAGAACUGCCCAUCGACGAGGAUGAAGAGAUGAAAGACCUUUUGGAUUUUGCAGAUGUGACGUAUGAGAAACACAAAAGCGGUGGCUCCCUGAACGGCCGCUUUGGACAGGCCCGGAUGAUGACGACGACGCGCAGCAGGGCCCCGUCGCUGUCGUCGUCCUAUACCAGGCUCUUCCUGAUCCUGAACAUUGCUAUUUUCUUUGUCAUGCUGGCAAUGCAACUGACUUACUUCCAGAGGGCCCAGAGCCUGCAUGGCCAAAGAUGUCUUUACGCAGUCCUCCUAAUAGACAGCUGUAUUUUAUUGUGGCUGUACUCUUCUUGUUCCCAGUCCCAGUGUUAGCACUAAAGCCAGCCAUUGUUUGGUCGUUUUGUGGUCCCAAGAGUCUAUGCAAAAAACAAAACUUGCCGCAGUUUGUUAUUGGAGUUUUUAUCUCAGAUUCCUUUUAACAAAUUAAGGGGGAACGUAUUUUCACACAAAAAGGAAGGGAUAUGGAGAAAUCAGAAUUGGAAAGACGAAGGUUUAUCAGAGGAGUAAGAGCAGCUUGGUUGUCCCAUGGCGUUUCUGGAAAUAUUUGCGUUGGCUAAUUCAGCAAUCCCUGUGAUAUUACCCUUAGGAGAAACAAGAAAUCUGGUUUUAAGAAAAAGAUUUAGAUAGAUUGGGUUUUAUUAAUAUUAAUUUAAUGUUAUUAGCAACCUCCAGAUACUGUUUUAUGGAAAAGACUGAAACACACAAUUCUGAUAAGUUCGGAAAAAAAGGUUUUUAAUUGGGUAGUUUUGUUGAAAAGUAAAUAUUAAGUCCUGGUGUGGGGGUGUGAACUUCCUUGGAGAGUAGUUCAUUAAUUAAAUGAGAGCAGGAUCUCCAUAUCGGAUUCCUAUUCAGACAAAACAAUAAAAUCAUGGCAGACAAUCGUUAAAAAUUUAAAAUGUGUUUUCAGUAGAAAAACACAUAUCAGUGAUGAAUAUUUCCUUGGCGAUGUUGGUCUCUGCACACACAUAAUGCAUCCACUGGUUGUUCAGUAAAUAAGACAGUUCCGGGUAACUUAAUUUUCUCUUUUCCUUAUAGGGAAAACUAUUGUAAGACCCAGUGGCUCAACUUCAAAGUAAAAUAUUUUAUAUCCCAAAUGUUGAUUUCAAUACCAAAGAAGAUGGGGAAGCUAAAAUUUGGAUAUGAUUCUUAUGUUUUUUAAUAGAAAACUUUAAGUUUAUUUUGCUAAAUAAACAUAAUUAUGAUUUAUCUAU
Messenger RNA from Mustela erminea (ermine), 4420 nucleotides. It is a transcript of the gene DSE, whose product is annotated as dermatan sulfate epimerase. NCBI's taxonomy places the organism in Eukaryota, Metazoa, Chordata, Mammalia, Carnivora, Mustelidae. Bases 552 to 3521 code for a protein of 989 amino acids. Gene Ontology annotation, molecular function: chondroitin-glucuronate 5-epimerase activity. The transcript is spliced from 8 exons. The record is from RefSeq and is a predicted model, not a curated record.